AUGCAAGCAAAGGCCCAAAAUAGCCAAACUGGUGCUGCCUCUCCCGGUGGUGCUGCUGGUGAUGUCCCUCUUGGUGUGUCUACUGUUGGUGUUACUGCUGCUGGUGGUGCUACUGGUGGUGGUGCAGGUCCCCUCACCGUGGUUUACGCUGUGGAGUCCGGACGCGUGUUGCUGCCUUGUGACGUGGCACCGCCCAUACCCACAGAUGACACCAUCCUUGUGCUCUUCUACCAUGGCGAUAUUGGCACUCCCAUAUACAGUAUCGACGGCAGGAGUGGUCCCAUCAAGCGAGCACCUCACUGGACGGACGAGAACACACUUGGGUCUAGAGCCUAUUUCGAUAUGGCCUCGGACCCUCCUGGUCUGGUGCUGCAAUCCGUGGAGGCAUCGGAUCACGCGGAGUACCGCUGCAGAGUCGACUUCCGCUCCUCCCCCACAAGGAAUGUCAGGAUCCAGCUGGAGGUGAUAGUGCCACCCAAGAGGAUUAGGAUCCUUAGUAAGGAGGGAUUGGAAGUGAGCGGUGUGAUUGGCCCGUAUCCUGUGGGUGCCUCCGUCUCCCUCGACUGCCUAGUGGACAGUGGUCGACCCCGGCCCAUGGUAUCCUGGUUCCAUGAGGAGAAGUUACUUGACGACGUGAGUGAAGUGCGGCGGGGUGAAGUAACCAGCAACACACUGCACCUGCCCUCCCUCACCAGGGACUACCUCUACCGUGUCCUCACCUGCCAGGCCUCCAACUCCAACCUCUCCGUCCCCGUCGCCGCCACCGUCACCCUCGACAUGAGCUUUCCGCCUCUGGACGUGCGAAUCCUGGGCACGGUGGAGAGCUUGUCUGAGGGUGAGAGAUAUGCCAUCGUUUGUGAGUCAUCCGGUUCGAGGCCCACUGCUACCAUCACCUGGUGGAAAGACGGCAUGCUCAUGACGGACACCAAAAGCCAGAUCUUCCAUGAGGGCAACGUGAGUCGUUCCACCCUCUACCUGACACCUACACUGGCCGACCACGACGCCCACGUCUCCUGCAGAGCAAAGAAUCCCAUGGUACCAGCCGCCGUUCUCGAGGACACCAGGAAACUCAACGUCCACUACACUCCAAGACUCUCGCUAGCUGCCGGACUCAACCUGGACAUGGAGGACAUCAAAGAGGGAGUCGACGUGUACUUCGAGUGUGGCAUCAAGGCUAACCCCAGAGUCUACAAGGUUCAGUGGUUCCAUAAUGGUGAGGAGCUGAGUCACAACGUGUCUGCUGGUGUGAUACAGAGUAACCAGAGCCUGGUGCUUCAGAGCGUCACCAGACGUUCCUCCGGCCAAUACACAUGCACUGCCACCAACCUUCACGGUCUAGGCUCCUCUAAUGCUGUCCAACUCAGCGUCAAAUUCGCGCCUAUGUGUCGCCCCGGCCAGAAGUUCGUGUACGGCGGAGGGAAGCAGGAAGAACUGAACAUCACCUGCAGCGUCGAGGCACACCCGGAGCCAACCUCGUUCAGGUGGGCAUUCAACAGUUCGUCGGAGCUGGUGGACAUUCCCUCGAGCAAAUUCUGGGUUGUGGGCAACGGUAAGAGCCAGGCUUCCUACACCCCCGUCACUCACCUCGACUACGGCUCUCUUCUCUGCUGGGCCAGCAACGAUGUCGGUAGCCAGCUCAAGCCCUGCAUCUACCACAUUAUACACGCAUCCCAGCCGGACCCUGUCAACAACUGUACGGUGGAGAACGUGACAUCGACGGGAGCCUCUGUCCGCUGUCUGGCCGGAUGGGACGGUGGUCUCGCCCAGACCUUCACCCUCUCCGCUGACCAAUCCCGCGCCCACACCAGCCGCGCCCACGAUAGGAGGAAGGAGGCGGCGCCCCGGGUCCUGGCCAACACCUCCACCUCCCCGAAACCUGAGUUCACCCUGACGGGACUCGAACCCGGCACGGAGUACGUGUUGACCGUCAUGGGCGUGAACAAGAAAGGCGAGAGCGAGCCUACCAGGAUGGUGAUUUUCACCCUGAAGGACGUGGCCGAGAAGAGAACCAGUCCAGGGUCAUCGGCUCAAGAACAGAAGACCUCAAACGUGGGCGUGGCUCCAGAACGUUUGCCAAGGCAAGGUGUGGACCAUAUAAUUGGUAAAUUAGUCUCCCCAGAGACCUCACAAGCCCAGGCGACUACAACACAACGGCAUCCCCGCAUACCUGUCGCACAGGUCGACCAUCAAGGCAGGACACACCUCCCUGCCGCCCUUGAAAGCAUGCCUGGGACGCCAGCAGGCAUGAGUCCAUCUCCGCGGCUCACGUCCAUCCACAACUCCGAGUAUGGCAACUCCAUCAUAGUAGAUUCUCCUGUCCUGGCACACCGGCCAGAAUCCCACACACAACCAAUGCAAGCAUCACGCCCCUCCUCAUGGAGCUAG
This is a messenger RNA of Cherax quadricarinatus, 2385 nucleotides long. NCBI's taxonomy places the organism in Eukaryota, Metazoa, Arthropoda, Malacostraca, Decapoda, Parastacidae. The record is from RefSeq and is a predicted model, not a curated record.